Molecule: messenger RNA, 1185 nt
Organism: Prunus avium (sweet cherry)
Lineage: Eukaryota; Viridiplantae; Streptophyta; Magnoliopsida; Rosales; Rosaceae
Source: RefSeq, a predicted model, not a curated record
AUGGCUUCCUCAGCAAGUUUAGUGGUUAUUGUACUGUACUGGGUGGGUGUAACUAUUCCGAAAAUGGUUAACGCAACUGUUUUAAAAACGGCCCAUUCUGUUUUGGGCUCGCAAGUAACACUCCAGUAUCAUUCGGCAUCCCAUCCUUCACAAACUUCGCGGUUCGCAUUCCGCGCAGCUCAAAACGGUGCGUUUCAUCGCUUCUUCUUCAACACUUCCCACACUGAUGCAGUGAUAAUAUCACCUUGCACGGCUUCUUCAAAUUGGAUUGGGAGGCUUCCGUUCCGUGUCGGCAGUUUGCAGGUUACUUUUUUUCCUUUUUUCGUUUUUUUUUUUUCGCCUGGCCCAAAACGACGUCGUUUUGGCCAGGACUUUUUAAAAAAAAUAAGGCGCUGCGCGCAACCCAGCAGCUCAGCAACACAGCCAGCGAAAGAAGAAUAUUGUUCACGCAUUUGCUCGAGCAGUUGGUGGGCACCAGAGCAGAGGGGCAACUCCGGCACCUCCAAAGAUUUUUCCGACGAGGGGAGGUGCACUUGCGCCUCCUUGUGCCUCUGUGGGUCCGCCACUGGAUACAGGGCCAUGGAGGGAAAUACUGUGCGCAAUGAAGAUGAGGUUGAAGAAGAAUAUGUAUUGCUCGAUCUUGAUUCUGCUUACUCGCAGUUUGACAUUUUACCAAACGCACCCUAUGUUCUUUCCGGUUUGAACACAGAGCAUCCUGUAUUGACUAUAGGUGACAAAUUGAACUUGAUUGGAGAAUACCACGAAACGGUUGGGACAUGCCUUAUUUUUAAAGAAGAAGUUGCUAGCCCUGUGGUUCAUGAAGAAACGGGACCAUCAGAAGCAAACCUUUUUGCUGGCAAAUGCAUAGUGGAUCCAAACCAACCUCAAAGCAAGCAAGUAAAACCAGUUACGAGCCUGCACCGGAUUAUAAAGUUUAGAUUGGCACCCAAUGUUGACUCUGAUGAUGCAUCUAAACAGACUCCGGAUCAGGUGCAACAUACAGUGCAUUCAAUGGGGAAUGACCAACAUGAGAAUCCAUAGUCAACCCUAAGCUUGCGUCGUAUAAACAAGGAUAACUUGCAUGCUAAGCUAAAAGCUGAAUGUUGUUGUAGAGCCUCUUUCUGAUAAGACUUUUUUAUUUUCCUUUCGAAUUAGUUGGCACCAUGAGCUUUUUGUAAAUUUGAG